AUCUGCCGGUAUUUGGUGCUUCGGUAAAAACGGAUCCUUCCUUCCUACUCUGUUUCACGCUGUGAACAGCUGAAUAGCAGUUUUUCCUCUGUCAAAGAACCGUCAAAGAAGCCAUAAGCACUAGGCAUCAUGAUUAAAGAAGAAAAGCAGAGGGUGACUGAGGAGGAGGAGCAGCAGGUCCAGUCAAAGAAGGCUCUGAAAAAACAGCAGAAGGAAGCAGAGAAAGCUGCAAAGAAGGCUGAGAAACAGGCCAAACUAGCAGCUGAGGAACAAAGCACAAACGAAGAUGACUUUGCUAAGGACCGAUAUGGUGUGUCUGCUAUGGUUCAGUCCCAACAAAAAUCAGACAGGGUGUUGGUGCACAUCUGCGACCUGACUCCUGAGAAAGCGGACCAGAUGAUCUGGCUGCGUGCCAGAGUGCACACAAGCAGAGCCAAAGGGAAGCAGUGUUUCUUGGUCCUGCGUCAACAGCAGUUCAGCGUGCAGGCACUGGUCGCGGUGGGAGACUGUGCCAGCAAACAGAUGGUCAAGUUUGCUGCAAACAUCACCAAGGAAAGCAUCAUCGAUGUGGAGCGUCUGUGAGGAAAGUGGAGCAGAAGAUUGAGAGCUGCUCACAGCAGGACGUUGAGCUCCAUGUUGAGAGGAUAUUUGUAAUGAGCCCAGCAGAGCCUCGUCUGCCUCUGCAGUUGGAGGAUGCUGUCAGGCCCGAAGGGGAGGGCGAAGAGG
Molecule: messenger RNA, 726 nt
Organism: Thalassophryne amazonica
Lineage: Eukaryota; Metazoa; Chordata; Actinopteri; Batrachoidiformes; Batrachoididae
Product: aspartate--tRNA ligase, cytoplasmic-like
Exons: 8
Coding region: 130-582 (150 amino acids)
Biological process (GO): aspartyl-tRNA aminoacylation
Cellular component (GO): cytoplasm; aminoacyl-tRNA synthetase multienzyme complex; cytosol
Molecular function (GO): ATP binding; aspartate-tRNA ligase activity; RNA binding
Source: RefSeq, a predicted model, not a curated record